AUGAUGCAAGGCAAUACGUGUCAUAGAAUGUCGUUCCACCCAGGACGGGGGUGUCCCCGAGGGCGAGGAGGACAUGGAGCCAGACCCUCAGCACCAGCCUUCAGGCCUCAGAACUUAAGGCUGCUUCACCCGCAGCAGCCCCCUGCGCAAUAUCAAUACGAGCCACCAAGUGCUCCCUCCACCAGCUUCUCAAACUCUCCAGCCCCCAAUUUUAUGCCUCCGAGACCAGAUUUUGUACCCUUCCCUCCACCCAUGCCUCCGUCAGCACAAGGCCCCCUUCCCCCCUGCCCCGUCCGGCCCCCCUUCCCCAACCACCAGAUGAGGCCCCCCUUCCCGGUACCUCCCUGCUUUCCCCCCAUGCCGCCUCCGAUGCCCUGUCCUAACAACCCCCCAGUCCCCGGAGCACCUCCUGGGCAGGGCACGUACCCCUACAUGAUGCCCCCUCCUUCCAUGCCCCACCCCCCACCCCCUCCGGUCAUGCCCCAGCAGGUCAAUUAUCAGUACCCUCCUGGGUACUCGCAGCACCACAAUUACCCGCCUCCCAAUUUUAACAGCUUCCAGAACAGCCCCAGUUCUUUCCCGCCCAAUGCUAAUAACAACGGCAGCCCCCAUUUUAGGCAUCUCCCCCCAUACCCGCUCCCGAAGGCUCCCAGUGAGAGAAGGUCCCCGGAAAGGCUUAAGCACUAUGAUGAUCACAGGCACCGGGAUCACAGUCACGGGCGAGGGGAGAGGCACCGGUCGCUGGACCGGCGGGAGCGCGGCCGGAGCCCCGACAGGAGGAGAGCAGACAGCCGCUACCGAUCCGAGUAUGACCGCGGGAGGACACCGCCUCGCCACCGGAGCUACGAGCGGAGCAGAGAGCGGGAACGGGAGAGACCCAGGAACCGGGACGGCCGAAGAUCACCAUCUCUGGAAAGGUCCUACAAAAAAGAGUAUAAGAGAUCUGGAAGGAGUUAUGGUUUGCCAGUUGUUCCUGAACCCACUGGAUGCACACCAGAAUUACCUGGGGAGAUUGUUAAAAAUACAGAUUCUUGGGCCCCAACCCUGGAGACUGUGAAUCAUCGCUCCCCCAGUAGGGAGAAGAAGAGAGCUCGUUGGGAGGAAGAAAAAGACAGAUGGAGUGACAGCCAGAGCUCCGGCAAAGAAAAGAAUUACACCUCCAUCAAGGAGAAGGAGCUGGAGGAGGCGCCGCCCGACAAGAACGAGGAGGAGGAGGAGGAGCUCCUGAAGCCUGUGUGGAUUCGAUGUACCCACUCGGAAAACUACUACUCCAGCGACCCCAUGGAUCAGGUGGGAGAUUCUACUGUGGUUGGAACAAGUAGGCUCCGAGACUUAUAUGACAAAUUUGAGGAAGAGUUGGGGAACCGGCAAGAGAAGGCCAAAGCCGCCAGGCCCCCGUGGGAGCCUCCCAAGACGAAGCUGGAUGAAGAUUUGGGAAGUUCCAGUGAAUCCGAAUGUGAGUCUGACGAGGAGAGCACCUGUUCCAGCAGCUCCGACUCAGAAGUUUUUGACGUCAUCGCAGAAAUUAAACGCAAAAAGGCCCACCCCGACCGGCUUCAUGAUGAGCUCUGGUACAAUGACCCAGGCCAGAUGAACGAUGGACCACUCUGCAAAUGCAGCGCAAAAGCCAGACGCACAGGAAUUAGACACAGCAUCUACCCCGGAGAAGAGGCCAUCCAGCCCUGUCGUCCUAUGACCAACAAUGCUGGCAGACUUUUUCACUAUCGAAUUACAGUCUCCCCGCCUACAAACUUCUUAACUGACAGGCCCACUGUUAUAGAAUAUGAUGACCAUGAGUAUAUCUUUGAAGGAUUUUCUAUGUUUGCACAUGCCCCUCUCACUAAUAUUCCGCUGUGUAAAGUGAUCAGAUUCAACAUAGACUACACGAUCCAUUUCAUCGAAGAGAUGAUGCCUGAGAAUUUUUGUGUGAAGGGACUUGAACUCUUUUCAUUAUUCCUAUUCAGAGAUAUUUUGGAAUUGUAUGACUGGAAUCUUAAAGGUCCUCUGUUUGAAGACAGCCCACCCUGCUGCCCAAGAUUUCAUUUCAUGCCACGUUUUGUAAGAUUUCUUCCAGAUGGAGGGAAGGAAGUGCUGUCCAUGCACCAGAUUCUCCUCUACCUGUUACGGUGCAGCAAAGCACUGGUCCCGGAGGAGGAGAUCGCCAACAUGCUGCAGUGGGAAGAGCUCGAGUGGCAGAAAUACGCGGAAGAGUGCAAAGGCAUGAUUGUUACCAACCCCGGCACGAAACCAAGCUCUGUCCGCAUUGAUCAACUGGAUCGUGAACAGUUCAACCCCGAUGUGAUUACUUUUCCAAUAAUCGUUCACUUUGGGAUACGCCCUGCACAGUUGAGUUAUGCAGGAGACCCACAGUACCAGAAACUGUGGAAGAGCUAUGUGAAACUUCGCCACCUCCUAGCAAAUAGUCCCAAAGUCAAACAAACGGACAAACAGAAGUUGGCCCAGAGGGAGGAAGCACUCCAAAAAAUACGACAGAAGAAUACGAUGAGGCGAGAAGUAACAGUGGAGCUCAGUAGCCAAGGAUUCUGGAAAACUGGCAUCCGUUCUGAUGUCUGUCAGCAUGCAAUGAUGCUACCUGUUUUGACCCAUCAUAUUCGCUACCACCAAUGCCUAAUGCACCUGGACAAGUUGAUAGGGUAUACUUUCCAAGAUCGUUGCCUGUUACAGCUGGCCAUGACUCACCCGAGCCAUCACUUGAAUUUUGGAAUGAAUCCUGAUCAUGCCAGGAAUUCUUUGUCUAACUGUGGAAUUCGGCAGCCCAAAUAUGGAGACAGAAAAGUUCAUCACAUGCACAUGCGGAAAAAAGGAAUUAACACCUUAAUAAAUAUUAUGUCACGCCUUGGCCAAGAUGACCCAACUCCUUCAAGGAUUAAUCACAAUGAGCGGUUGGAGUUCCUGGGUGAUGCUGUCGUCGAGUUUCUGACCAGUGUCCACUUGUACUAUUUGUUUCCUAGUCUGGAGGAAGGAGGGUUAGCGACUUACCGGACUGCCAUCGUCCAGAAUCAACACCUCGCCAUGCUAGCCAAGAAACUUGAACUGGAUCGAUUCAUGCUUUAUGCCCAUGGACCUGAUCUUUGCAGAGAAUCAGACCUUCGACAUGCCAUGGCUAAUUGUUUUGAAGCAUUAAUAGGAGCUGUUUACUUGGAGGGAAGCCUGGAGGAAGCCAAACAGCUAUUUGGACGCUUACUCUUUAAUGAUCAGGACCUGCGAGAAGUCUGGCUCAAUUAUCCUCUCCACCCACUCCAGCUGCAAGAGCCAAAUACUGAUCGACAGCUUAUUGAGACUUCUCCAGUCCUACAGAAACUUACUGAGUUUGAGGAAGCAAUUGGAGUAAUUUUUACUCAUGUUCGGCUUCUGGCAAGAGCAUUCACGUUGAGAACUGUGGGAUUUAACCAUCUGACCCUAGGCCACAACCAGAGAAUGGAAUUCCUAGGAGACUCCAUAAUGCAGCUGGUAGCCACAGAGUACUUAUUCAUUCAUUUCCCAGAUCAUCAUGAAGGACACUUAACUUUGCUGCGAAGCUCUCUGGUGAAUAACAGGACUCAAGCUAAGGUGGCGGAGGAGCUGGGCAUGCAGGAGUACGCCAUCACCAACGACAAGACCAAGAGGCCCGUGGCCCUGAGGACCAAGACGCUGGCAGACCUUUUGGAAUCAUUUAUUGCAGCACUGUACAUUGACAAGGAUUUGGAAUAUGUUCAUACUUUCAUGAAUGUUUGUUUCUUUCCACGAUUAAAAGAGUUCAUUUUGAACCAGGAUUGGAAUGACCCCAAAUCCCAGCUUCAGCAGUGUUGUCUGACACUUAGGACGGAAGGAAAAGAACCAGACAUUCCUCUGUACAAGACUCUGCAGACGGUGGGACCGUCCCACGCUAGAACCUACACGGUGGCUGUUUACUUCAAGGGAGAAAGAAUAGGCUGUGGGAAGGGACCAAGUAUCCAGCAAGCGGAAAUGGGAGCAGCCAUGGAUGCACUUGAAAAAUAUAACUUUCCCCAGAUGGCCCAUCAGAAGCGGUUCAUUGAACGGAAAUACAGACAAGAGUUAAAAGAAAUGAGGUGGGAAAGAGAACAUCAAGAGAAAGAGCCAGAUGAGAGCGAAGACAUAAAGAAAUAA
Molecule: messenger RNA, 4128 nt
Organism: Pipistrellus nathusii (Nathusius's pipistrelle)
Lineage: Eukaryota; Metazoa; Chordata; Mammalia; Chiroptera; Vespertilionidae
Source: the annotation of a GenBank genome assembly